Molecule: messenger RNA, 377 nt
Organism: Coniophora puteana RWD-64-598 SS2
Lineage: Eukaryota; Fungi; Basidiomycota; Agaricomycetes; Boletales; Coniophoraceae
Product: hydrophobin
Exons: 3
Coding region: 60-377 (105 amino acids)
Cellular component (GO): fungal-type cell wall
Molecular function (GO): structural constituent of cell wall
Source: RefSeq, a predicted model, not a curated record
AAAGGCGGGCCUCUGCUCGCCUCUUCUCCGGCAAAUACAUUUGACUCUCCUCUACAACCAUGUACUCUCGCGUCGUCGCUGCUCUUACUUUUGCCUCCGUUGUCCUUGCCUGGGAUGCCGGUCAGUGCACUACUGGCUCUCUUCAGUGCUGUGACAGCAUCCAGGAUGCUGCCAACGCCCACGACGCGUUCGGCCAGCUUGGCCUUGGUGACCUCCUCAACGGUAUCACCGGCCAGGUGGGCAUCUCGUGCAACCCUAUCACGGGCAUUGGCGCUGGCCAGGGCGCCAACUGCGCGUCUACCCCCGUCUGCUGUGACGAGAACAACUACAAUGGCCUCCUCAACAUCGGCUGCAGCCCUGUCCACGCUGAUGCAUAA